UAUAAAUUUCGACACGAACCUCAUCUUCGAUUUGCUUGAUCUACAACUAUGGGCGGAAUCCAACCUUCUCCACGGUGGUCGACAUUUUGGCGGUUUUAUACGAGUUUUACCCCUCGCACAAGGCACAAUAUAUUCAGAUACAAUAAGAAAUAAGUCACAAAGUUCCGUGCUCCUAUACACGUUCUAGCUUCUAUCUCACACCGGCCGCGCUGUGGUGAAGCCCCAAGAUGAUCGUAUCUCGUUUUGCACUGGUGUUUCGCAGAGUCUCAAUCUUUGAAAUUGUGGCCGCCACUUCAUUCGCCCGUUAGUCGGGCGGAGAAAGAACGAGAGCAAUCACUGAUCACAUGGGCGGGGACUGUGGCCUCAGGCGGAAACAAGGCAUCCACGCUUAUCCUCGGGUGGCAAGCGCGUUAUCGGACAUGUUCUUCCAUAGCACAUGGCUUGGGAUAUACAACCGUCUAUCAUUGCGAAGCUUUACCUGGACAUUGAAAACAUAUUUCUCUCUACGGCUUUUUAUAUUUGGCUAAACCAGCAUACAUCGAUCGUCAAUCUUCGAAGCCCCAUCAACCACCAAUCAUCAAAAACACUUAAUCUCCCAAAAGCAUACAUACCCAAACACCGCACCUCAAAUACAACAGUCCCGCCAAAAACAAACACAGCUAAAAUAAAAGACAAAAAAGGAGAGAAAGACCCAAAGAGAAGAAUGCCCUACCUCCAACCAGACCCAGACCCAGAAGCCACGAACCAAGCAAGCAACGCCUUCGAACAGCUAGUCCAAGACCUAAGUGCAGCCCUGGGUCCGAGCUCGGGUCUGGACUCGGACGAUGUCGACCCGCUCACCAUCCAGCGUCUAAUGGACCGGUAUACCUCCAACGCAGAAGAAUGGCAGCCGUUCGCCCUGCCCGAUCUCAGCAAGACCUACACGAGGAAUCUGAUCGACGAAGGCAACGGCAAAAGCAAUCUGCUUAUUCUAGUAUGGAGUCCUGGGAAAGGAAGCGCUAUCCAUGAUCAUGCGAAUGCGCAUUGUGUUAUGAAGGUUCUGAAAGGAUCCCUGCAGGAGACGUUGUAUUCAUGGCCCGAUCAAAGUAAGCUCGAGCAUGGACAGAUUUCUCCACCGCAGAUCAAGAGGGAAACUACGUACUGUGAGAACCAGGUCACGUAUAUGUCGGACAAGUUGGGCCUCCAUAAGAUAUCCAACCCCGACCCGGACAAUGUUGCUGUCUCCUUGCAUCUUUAUACGCCGCCGAAUGCUGCGACGUAUGGCUUUAGUGUUUUCGACGAGAAAACGGGGAAGGCGUUUCAUAUCAAACAGUCGAAUUUCUAUUCAAUCCGAGGGAAGAGAUGUUUCGCUUUGCGGAUAUAGUCGUCUGCAGUAGUGUGGUAGUCUCUAUGUAUCAUUACCUAUUCUUAUUGUACUAUAGCCUUGUGUACA
Molecule: messenger RNA, 1432 nt
Organism: Aspergillus pseudonomiae
Lineage: Eukaryota; Fungi; Ascomycota; Eurotiomycetes; Eurotiales; Aspergillaceae
Product: putative cysteine dioxygenase Cdo1
Exons: 4
Coding region: 437-1363 (308 amino acids)
Biological process (GO): L-cysteine catabolic process
Molecular function (GO): cysteine dioxygenase activity; ferrous iron binding
Source: RefSeq, a predicted model, not a curated record